AUGGCUAACAGCUACUCAGAGGCGGAAGGCUGGAAGUACUCGCAGGCUCAUAACACCAUCCUGGGCCCGUUUCUCGAGCUGCUGACUGAGGACAACCUGUUCUACCUGGCGAGGCAGAUCCAGAAUGUGUCUGUGCAGAAGCGCUGCCAGGCCUAUGAGCUCGAGCUAGCAUGCCUCACCAAGGAGCACCGCGCCAUCUUGCCCAACCCAUUGUCAACAUCACCGUCAACACAGAAUUCCUCCCGCAGAUGGACAUCUAGCUCUUCCUGUGUGGUGUUGUCGUGUCUCCGGCAUUGUCAAGAGCAUGUACCAACUCCUGACCAGUCUGACAAGCCGAGACGAGGAAGUGGUGAUGGAGGUGUUGGGAGAUGGGGAGGGAGAAACAGUGGGGGCGGGGAUUGAGAGGGGCGUGUGUAGGCUUCAGCAUGUGGAGAUGGUGUCAGAGUUCAGCCAACCUUGGAAAACCAGAGCUACAGUAAAGGGCGGAGGGAGAGGGUGGAGAGGGAGAUCCAGCAGUCUUGGAUGUUGGUGAGGAGUUUGAGGUCCAACUUUGAAGGUCAAAUAGGGUGGAUUUACCUGUUUGGAGGGUUUGUGAAUGACUCUCAUCGACCGGUCUCAAGGAGCCAGACUACGAGAGGGAGGGUGGAAGCUGCUGAGGUAGCUGUUCCAAUCGCUAACACCGCUCUAGGUUGUGAACUUGAACUAGCCCACCAUGACACCCCUACCCCCAUCCGGGUCAUGGAGACGACCAGUCUGAGAAAAGAGUGCAUCGUUGUUCUGUUCCUCAGCCCCUGGAAGAAGUCGGUGUAUGCCAUCUCCAUGAGAGCCAGGGUGAGACAGGAGGCGGUCGAAAGAGGCCGAGGUCGACACAAUGAGGAACUCGACAAAAUCAGGGAUACAACAUUGGACAACAACAAUGCAAUCAGGGAUACAACAUUGGACGACAACGACACAACUGGGGACGCCACACCGGACCAGCUCUCUCUUCCACUUCUACCACAAAAAAACUGA
Molecule: messenger RNA, 1011 nt
Organism: Coregonus sp. 'balchen'
Lineage: Eukaryota; Metazoa; Chordata; Actinopteri; Salmoniformes; Salmonidae
Source: the annotation of a GenBank genome assembly